Messenger RNA from Erythranthe guttata (spotted monkey flower), 692 nucleotides. RefSeq names its product histone H3.2. The record is from RefSeq and is a predicted model, not a curated record. Lineage: Eukaryota; Viridiplantae; Streptophyta; Magnoliopsida; Lamiales; Phrymaceae. Gene Ontology annotation, cellular component: nucleosome. Gene Ontology annotation, molecular function: structural constituent of chromatin; DNA binding; protein heterodimerization activity.
UCCCAAAUUCACCACACACACAAACACGCACUAAUCUAUACAUACAGAUUCUAUCUCUACACCCUCCUCUUUCAGAUUCGAAUGGCGCGUACCAAGCAGACCGCCCGAAAGUCAACCGGAGGCAAGGCCCCGAGGAAGCAGCUCGCCACCAAGGCCGCCAGGAAGUCCGCUCCGGCGACCGGCGGAGUGAAGAAGCCCCACCGCUUCCGCCCCGGAACCGUCGCCCUCCGUGAGAUCCGGAAGUACCAGAAGUCCACCGAGCUUCUGAUCCGCAAGCUGCCGUUCCAGAGGCUGGUGCGUGAGAUCGCGCAGGACUUCAAGACGGAUCUUCGCUUCCAGAGCUCCGCCGUGGCGGCGCUGCAGGAGGCGGCGGAGGCGUACCUCGUCGGACUCUUCGAGGACACCAACCUCUGCGCCAUCCACGCCAAGAGGGUUACCAUUAUGCCGAAGGACAUCCAGCUCGCCAGGAGAAUCAGAGGCGAGCGUGCUUAGAGUGAGUCGACUCGGUCCGAGUCUAGGGUUUUUAAUUUCCUUUUUUUUUUUUUUAAAUGUUGGGGUUUAUUAUGAUGUUUUGGAUUUGAAUUAGGGUUUAUUAGUGUAAAGCUGUUUCGCAGAAGGGUUUAUCAGUUUGUAAGCCUCUCGAUCUGUAGUUUGUUGAUGAAAUUUCAAAUUCUAGAUUCAGAUUUGCUGUU